AUGGCUUCUCUCAGGGCCAGGAAUAGACAGUCUAUAUCCGAAGCGAUCUCAAUAUCCCUUGGAUUGCAGUCUCAGGCGGAAUCAGAAAUGGAUUCGCCAAUCGGCAGGUCUAAGACAUCGUCCGUGAACCCAGAGCUAGCCUCGAAUUAUCUGGGUCGGUCCUACGUCGGCAGCUUCACGUCUCCGCCAUUAAUGGUCAAGGACCGGUCGCCAUCCAGUGAUCUUGCAUCGUUCAAGCAGGAGCGGUCGCAGUCGAUCCACAAGACCGUUACGCUGCACCGGCAGACAGCGGCGAUCUCCAACGAGUUUGACGACUCGUUCGACAACCUUGACGGCCCAUUCGGGAACGACGAGGGCCCAACGCUCGACGAGAACGUGAUGGGCACACUCGACGCAGACCAGCACGACGGUGGUCUCUCCGUGCCCCCCGUCUCUUCGCUCUCCCUUCGCGACAAUGAGUCCCUGCACUUGCUCUCUCCGUCGCACUCGCGCGAUCUAGAGUAUGGGGCCCUUCUUCCGGACUCGACUCAGUAUGUGUCUUUGCAGGCCGAGUCCUCUCCGCACUCCCACGCUGGAAUCGUCGCCGGCCGCACCGCUGACGGUCCAUUGCCUUUCCGCGUCGUGCACUUCAUGUCACGCUGCGUGAACUACAUGCCGGCCGUGAUCCUAGGCCUGUUAUUGAACAUUCUAGAUGCUCUAUCCUACGGUAUGAUUAUUUUCCCUGUCACAGAACCGGUGUUCUCUCAUCUGGGUCCCACAGGCAUGUCCCUGUUCUACGUCUCUAGUAUUGUAUCGCAGGUCGUCUUCUCUGGUGGGUUCUCUGUGUUUGGCAACGGUAUUGGUAGUGAAAUGAUCGAGAUCACCCCUUUCUACCAUGCAAUGGCAGGAUCCAUCAUGGCGGCUUUGCCAGGAAAAGACGAUGAGGUGAUCACGACUACCUUGGUUUGCUAUGCUUUGAGUUCAAUUCUUACGGGUCUCACUUUCUUCCUACUCGGAAAGCUUCGUCUAGGUAAGAUUGUAGGUUUUUUCCCUCGUCAUAUUUUGAUCGGAUGUAUUGGUGGUGUGGGAUACUUCUUAGUGAUAACCGGUAUGGAGGUAAGUACGCGUGCUGCGAAGUUUGAAUACACUUGGGAUUUCCUCUCUCACUUAAUUACCGAUCCUUCGAUCCUAUGCAAGUGGUUGCUCCCUGUGGCUCUUGCUGCUAUUCUGGUUUUAAUUCAGCACAUGUUCAAGAAUUCCUUGGUUUUGCCAACAUUUUACAUUGCCACAUUGUUGCUCUUCCACGUCGUUGUCGCAGUUUUGCCCAACCUUUCUCUCGACCACUUGCGUGACUCUGGCUGGAUCUUCCCACUGGCUGGCUCAUCUGAAAACUGGUACGACUUCUAUCGUUUGUACAAAUUUCAAAAUGUUCAUUGGCUUCUUGUCUUGAAACAAAUACCCACCAUGCUUGCUUUGACGUUUUUUGGUAUUUUACAUGUGCCAAUCAAUGUUCCGGCACUUGCUAUGUCUAUGGGACUGGAUAAGUUUGACGUGGAUAAGGAACUUAUUGCACAUGGCUAUUCUAAUUUCUUUUCAGGCCUCAUUGGAUCAGUUCAAAAUUACUUGGUCUACACCAAUAGUGUUUUGUUCAUCAGAGCGGGCGCUGAUGACAACCUUGCAGGAUACUUGUUGGCUGCUUUCACUUUUGUGGUUAUGGCAAUUGGUCCAGUGAUCAUUUCUUUCAUUCCAAUUUGUAUCGUAGGUUCGUUAAUUUUCCUACUUGGAUAUGAAUUGAUCAAGGAAGCUUUGUUUGAUACAUGGGGUAAGUUAAACAGAUUCGAAUACAUUACUAUUCUCAUCAUUGUAGUGACUAUGGGCGUUUUCGACUUUGUUCUUGGUAUUAUUGUGGGAAUUCUCAUCGCAUGCUUUUCGUUUCUUGUCGACAGCACCAAAUUACAAACUGUAAACGGUGAAUAUGAUGGCCAGGUUGCACGUAGUACAGUUUGCAGAGACUAUAUCCAGACCAAAUUUCUAAACAAAAUUGGUGAACAAAUUCAUGUAUUGAAGUUGCAAAACAUCCUUUUCUUUGGUACUAUCAUCUCUAUUGAAGAGAAAAUUGAUAAACUAUUGGAGAUUAGCGACAAUGACUCCACGAAACAAAGAAUCAAAUAUUUAAUUUUGGAUUUCAAAAAUAUCAAUGCUGACAACAUUGAUUAUUCGGCUGCUGAGGGAUUUAAUAGAAUUAAGAGAUUCACUAUGUCAAAGAGGAUCACUUUAAUCAUUUCGUCAAUUACAGAGUGGGAUAGAAUUUACAGUGCUUUUAACAAAGUCGGUCUACUGGAGAAUGUUGAACUGUUUGCAGAUCUGAACAGUGCUUUAGAAUGGUGUGAAAACGAACUCUUGAUGCAAUACAAGCAAUUACGCAAAAAGGCAAACGUUAAAACCGAGCAAAAACGUGAAAGAGAUGUCAGUAAAAAUAUGAUGUUACCUGUCAAUACUCCCAGAAACACACAGUUUGUAUCCGUUGCACAAAAAAUUUUCUCUGAUGAAGAGAAUGUGUCCAAUCUAAGGAAUCAUUAUAGAGUAGAACAACCUGUGCUUCCUUUGCUACUCAUUGCCUUGAAGAGAUUCAGACCUCAAGUCAUGUCUACCGAGAAGCAAAUCAAGGAAUCUGAAGAAAAACUGUGGUCUGGUUUGUGCAAGUACAUGACAAAGAAGCGACUAGCCGCACAAUCAUUGGUACCUCAUCAUAAUAAUAUUUUCUUCUUAGUCGAAAGUGGUAUGCUAAAAGUUACUUAUAAUCUUCACCAAGGUCAACUUUAUGAGAUUAUGUCGAGUAAAACUUGUUUUGGGAUGAUCAAUGGAAAAGCAGCCGAACUCCCGGAGUCUACUGUUGAAAUUAGAACGGAGACCGACUGUGUCGUCUGGGUAAUGGAUGUUAAUAAUUUGGCAACAUUGCAGAAAGAAAACUUAGUUUCCUAUACAGAAUUGCUAUUGGUGACAAUGAACAUGAACCAAAGUAGAUACCGGGAUUUAAUUGGUUAUUGUCUCGUGAGCAGCUAG
This is a messenger RNA of Lachancea fermentati, 3042 nucleotides long. The record is from the annotation of a GenBank genome assembly. Lineage: Eukaryota; Fungi; Ascomycota; Saccharomycetes; Saccharomycetales; Saccharomycetaceae.